ACUGAGCGUCUGCGAAACAUACUCAAUCCCGACUGCCCUCCCACUGUUUUAUGCCAACGAGACCCGCACAUUCAUCCCGGAAAGAAGAACAGAUCAGUACUAGAACAUAUUUACAUCCUUUUCUGACACAGACCCUUCAACAUGGAGAACAACGCGAACAAAAAGACCGUUCAAUUCUGCUCGGACUUCCUGUCGAAUCACUUACACACGUCACUUCGUAUCUCACUCCGCCCUCACUCAUCGCCCUCGGCAGCACUUGUAGGCGCUUGCACGGCCACGUAAACGAUGACAAUACGUGGUAUCGUGCGUUCCUUACUCAGGUAGUCGGUGCCCAUCCAGAACGCCCCCUCGACGAAGGAAAUGUUAUUCUGUUGAGGAGGGUAGCACGUACCUGGAGGGCGGAGUUUGUGUCGAGGUACAUGCUCAGACAGCAGUGGGAGCGUGCCCGCACACCGUGUAUCACUCACACGCCUCAGGACACGACCGUUGACAGCAUCUACCUCGUCUCGCCGUAUAUCCAGUCUUCCCUAUUCCCCCACUUCCCCUACUCCAAUCAGCGCGAUCAGCCUGCAGGGCCUGGGCCAGCACUUCUGACCAUAUCCCUCCAAUACGGAACUAUCGCACGCUCCUUCCCGCUCACGGGGAAAGUCCUCAAAGGAUACCUCGAUCCAUCGGGCACUGGUCCUGGGAUUGGGAAUCCGAAUGCCGAGUUCACACCCGACGUUUCGGCAUGUGAGAUCAUGUCUUCAUCUUCUUCCGAGUCUAAGGGAAGCGUGAGCGUAGUUUGGGGUAAACGCAAUGGCGAAAUUCUCCUCACUACCACCAGCAGGGCGUUUGUGCCCGCAUCGGGUUUCACGACUUCCAGUGUGGUGCGGUGCAGCGUCCAAGAUUUGCACCAUGGCGCCGUGAAUAAAAUCGUCAUCGAUUCGCUCUCGAAGACAUUCCUUUCGGCUGGAGGAGACGGAAGAGUGAAAUUAUGGAGCUGGGAUCGACAGAACCUGAACUGCUUGUGGACUUCUGAGCAAAGCCGGGUGUCAUUGGUUCCAGAUGGAAUCGUUGGCCUGGCAGGAGGCUUGAGCUCUGGCGUGAUCGUAGGAGUGCUGGCUAGUGGCGAUAUUUGUGUGUGGUGGGUUCCGUCUGUGAUUGAUGUGGGUACGGCCGCUAUUGCACUCCCCGAACUGAGGAUCGGUGAUCCGACAAAGAGUGGCGGAGGUCAGGGACAGUCGGACGCAGGUCAUGCUCUGAGCAGACAAACCCCAAAACUCAAAGCUAUACAUAUUCUGCGCGGUCCUCGUUACUCGUCCACCCCACCUAAUUCUCCGUUGUCGCCGUCUGCCGCAAUGACCUCCACCGACACACUUGGGAUCACGCAGUUCGGAGACGGAGAGUGUGGGUGCUCCCUUUCUGCCCUCGAGGUCGUGAGUUCUGUUGUGGAGCCUACCGUAUGCUCCCCUCGGCCUGCUCCCUCAAGAGAGGGAAGCGGGGGACGAACGAGAGAGCGAGAGUUCGUGAUUGCAGGUGAUUGCAUGGGGUUCGUCAGCUUUUAUGAUAUCGACGCGCCUGCUACCCCUGCGGCGUCAUAUAACUCAACAUCCUCGCCAACGUCGAUCACGCCAGCAACAUUGUUGCGCGUAUCGACACCCAAACACAAAUUUUCGGCCCACACCGAUGGAUCUAUCACAUCUAUUGCAUGGACCGCAUAUGUGUUUGUGACAGGCUCGCAGCGAGGGAGCGUGGCUGUUUGGGAUAGCAUUACUUUAGAAGAGGUGAGGAGGUUCGAUUCCUUGCAGUUUUCUCAUCGCCCUACUCGUUUCCCUCUUCUUGCCCCUCCUGCUCCGGACCUUGGGGAUGGGGGUGGGGGUGGGAAUGAGAAUGAGAAUGCCGAAAGAGCAGAUGCGGAAGGAGAUGGAGAUGGCGUGAGCAAGAUACUCAUUGAGAAUCAGAUGGUGGUGGUUGUUCGAGGGAAUAGAGUUAUGACGUGGCAUGCCGGGGACAUGAGACGUCUAGGGAAGGCAAGAUGUCAUGUGCGGGGGAAGAAAGUCAAUCAGGGGAAAAGGAUGGAAAGAGGGGUUGCGAAGGGACUGGACCAAUAUGAUUUCCAAAUGUCCAUCGCAGACUCAAUCAGUGAGAUCACGCAUGAAAGGGAACAUGCGGCAUACGAGAGGGAGCGGAUGAUGCGCACUAUAGGGAGGGUUAGGGAGGAAAGAGAAGGACUGGAAAACUUGGGGUUGGACGAGACUGAGGCUGUCGAGUAUGUGAUGUGGCUGUCGAGGGAGGAGUCUGUGAAGGAGGUGGGGGAGAAAGUUGAAACUAAGGCUGGAGAAGAAGUUCAUGAAGGCGACCUCGAAAAUUUACUUGGUGAUACGUUCACUCCCGAUAUGGGAUCAACGUCAGAGAGGGCAGCACAGGCGAUAUCGUCCUUGGCGGAAGAAGAUUUCCUACCUGUCCCUCGGAGGAGUGCAAGUGAAUCACCCACACCAAGUAACUCCUCACCAUCAACUUCACUGUUAGAUUCGGAAUCUGGGUCGGUGUGGGGAUCUGUGUCAGCCCAUCUGUCGUUCCCGACUCCGAGUCUUGAACGCGAACGUCGCCAAUCGCGAUCAGUGUGGGGGAGUGGACAAGGGGCGUCGUCAUCUGGCACUAGCGCAUCUGUUUUGGCCCCUGGAUGGGGGGAUGACGAUGACUUGAGGUUCGCAAUCGAGUUGAGUCUUGCUGAGGCUCAGAGUCGCGGAGACGUUUUGUGAGUGUGCCCUUAGACUAUGGUACGGGCGAAUAGGGCAAGUGUGCUUCCCCGACUUAUCGUCAUUUUUUCUUCUUCUAUGAAUCCUUUUCUUUUUUUCUUGUAUGCGAGCCACUCGGUAUCGACGUAGAAUGGGAGUAUUAUUGUCUGUGUAGUGUAAAUAACCGUCGUUCGUGUUUGAACGCUGGAACGUAUAUAUAGCAACAACG
Messenger RNA from Pisolithus orientalis, 2949 nucleotides. RefSeq lists its product as uncharacterized. The record is from RefSeq and is a predicted model, not a curated record. NCBI's taxonomy places the organism in Eukaryota, Fungi, Basidiomycota, Agaricomycetes, Boletales, Pisolithaceae. The coding region runs from base 51 to 2744 and encodes 897 amino acids. The transcript has 4 exons. Gene Ontology annotation, molecular function: protein binding.